UGCAGAUGUUUCACUCUCCAUGUUGCUACUUAUUCUUACACUUGUUGAUCUUAGCUAAAACCAGCUGACAUUUCGGUGGAUUCUGGUUUUACCAGCGUUAGCUUGAGCUUCACUUUUUAGUUUAGGAGACUGAGUUACUUAAAGUCCCCGCUAGUUUAUCGUGACAGGUUUGCUAACAUUAGCUAGGAAGCAACGUCCUGGUUUAGCAGCUUGAAGUGGGACGGAGAACGCAACAUAAAGUUUAAUGGAGAACUUACUGGUAAAAGACAACCCGCUGUUUUUGCCUCUCAACAAGGAUAAAACUGUCUAUGACGGAUUUAUCACCGUUCAGGACAGAGACUUAAGAAUGAGGAUAGUGCUACCACCAGAUCAUCAACUCAAGAGGGCCAAGCUGCACUGCUGUUGGCAGUUAAGGCACUUGUUGCGUGGAUAUGAGCAUAUAGUGAAGCAGAGGCUGCAGCAGUCGGCUGAUCUUGUCAGUUUCAUUCUGGAGCUAAAGACUGUCUUGGAAGUGGGUCUGAAGAGCCGCCCUGAGUCCCGCUCCAUUCCGCCUCCGCAGUAUUACUCUCAGCUCAUCUCUGAGAUGGAGACCCUUGGGUGGGACAAGCUGCUCUUCAUAGACACGGAAUUCCGAAUGCUGAGAAUGAAAGCGGAGGACUCUUCUGCAAGGCAGCACAUUCUAACUAUUAAACUCAAGUCGAAGCACCCUGCGGAGGCUCCUGAAUGCUCAGCUGACCUACCAAUCCCUUUGACUUUAACAUGGACUGCACAGAGUACUCUGGAGCAGAUCCACAGCCAGUUCCUGCUGUGUCUGCAGUCCCUGGCAGAGUUCUGGGAUGUUCUGGAUGAAAUUGACACCAAAACUUGGAUUCUGGAGCCAGAGAAACCAAGCCGGUCCGAUACUAUGAGGCGAAUUGCCAUUGGAAACAACAUAUCCAUCAAAGUGGAGGUGGAUCCCAGACACCCAAAGAUGCUGCCAGAGUGCUGCCUGCUGGGAGCAGAGCAUGUCGUGACUCCGCUGAGGAAUAAGCUGAAUGCCAACAUGCACUUGUGGAACCCGGACUCCAGCGUCUUGCACAACCUCCGGGAUGUUUUGGAGAUCGAAUUCCCGUCACCUGCCACCCACGAAAAAUCUGAUUUCAAUGUUGAGUGUGGCAUCUGCUACUCUUAUCGUCUUGAAGCUGCUAUCCCUGAUCAGGUGUGUAAUGACCCUCACUGUGGCCAGCCCUUCCACCAGGCCUGUCUCUAUGAGUGGCUGCGGGCACUCCCCACCAGCAGACAGAGCUUCAGCAUUGUUUUUGGAGAGUGUCCUUACUGCAGCAAGCCUAUUACAGUGAAAAUGGCAGCCCAGAAGUCCUGAGAAGAGGCUUUGUGUCCCCAGCAGCUCCAUCUCCAUUUUUGGAAGCAGCUUAGAAAGAAGCCGUUUAAACUGGCAGAUCCCUUACCUGCUCAGAAGUCAUU
Acanthochromis polyacanthus (spiny chromis) is the source of this 1461-nucleotide messenger RNA. RefSeq names its product FA complementation group L (gene fancl). Gene Ontology annotation, molecular function: ubiquitin protein ligase activity. Gene Ontology annotation, biological process: interstrand cross-link repair; protein monoubiquitination. The transcript has 14 exons. NCBI's taxonomy places the organism in Eukaryota, Metazoa, Chordata, Actinopteri, Pomacentridae. The record is from RefSeq and is a predicted model, not a curated record. Gene Ontology annotation, cellular component: Fanconi anaemia nuclear complex; nucleus. The coding region runs from base 245 to 1360 and encodes 371 amino acids.